AAAUCCUAAGGGGUGCCAUGGGCGUGGGGUAUGGAGUUUAAAGUACCAGGGGAGUCGUGCUCACAUUAGGAGCAAAAUGAUUCAUGGCGUUUUGUUGGAUUUACUCCAUGUCACUAUGGUGCCAAGUAGGAUUGAGGUGUCAAAUGAGCUUAUUUUCCGUUAACAGAACCAACAGGCAAAUUAACUUAAUUAGGUAUAAAUUCAUCAGAGAAUGUACUAUAUAAGCAACUAGAGAACGCUUAUCUCGGUAAUGGACAAUAAAUACGAAAGCUGCACCCUGCAACAAGGGCUGGAAAAUGGACCUUGGCCGGGCUGAAGCCGGUCAGACCGACCCCCUUUUAGGCUACUCUUGGACAAAACUUUUGGGUUUUAUACCAGGACCAGGUCUUAAAGCCGAAUGGAAACUGUUAGACUCGGCAACGGGAUUUUACUAUACGCCAAUAUCUGCGUUGGAUAUUUUUAUUCUUUUUCAGAAAAAGGGAAAAUCAUUUUCAACGGAUCCAACGGUCCCGAUCAUCCUCACGUAUUUCAUCAGACCUUGCGCACGUUAGUCCCACGCAGCGAAACCCUAGCUCGCGGAGAGGCCUAUUUCUCCCGUAAGAUCAAAGAGGCCCUCUGACGCCGCUGCUUCCCUUCUUCGCUGACGCAGGCUUCCGAAACCCUAGCAGUAGAAGGCCAACUUCCCCUGCAGAAUGGCGCCGAAGAAGGAUAAAGCUCCUCCCCCAUCUUCUAAGCCGGCCAAAUCCGGUGGAGGGAAGCAGAAGAAGAAGAAGUGGAGCAAGGGAAAGCAGAAGGAGAAGGUGAACAACGCGGUGCUCUUCGAUCAGGCGAGCUAUGAUAAGAUGCUCUCCGAAGUUCCAAAGUACAAGCAGAUCACUCCCUCUGUGCUGUCUGAAAGAUUAAGGAUCAAUGGAUCACUGGCGAGAAGGGCAAUAAAGGAUCUAAUGGCGAGGGGUUCCAUCAGGAUGCUAUCUGCCCAUGCCAGUCAACAAAUUUACACAAGAGCCACCAAUACCUAGAUGGGUCUGGCCCUCGCUGAUUCUUUGGGGGUCGAUUCUCGUCUUGUUGGUACAUGAUGUUAUUUUUCAUAUUUGAAGUGUUAGUGAGUUAUGCUUUUUGUUUCUCUUAUAACAAAAAAAAUAGGCUUUGUUCUGUCGUUGAUUAAAUACUGCAGCAGCUAAAUGAAUUUUAAUAUUUUAUGCUAUGAUUUAGCAAAAAAAUUAAGA
Messenger RNA from Elaeis guineensis (African oil palm), 1226 nucleotides. RefSeq names its product small ribosomal subunit protein eS25. The record is from RefSeq and is a predicted model, not a curated record. NCBI's taxonomy places the organism in Eukaryota, Viridiplantae, Streptophyta, Magnoliopsida, Arecales, Arecaceae.